Cryptotermes secundus is the source of this 763-nucleotide messenger RNA. RefSeq names its product ankyrin repeat and BTB/POZ domain-containing protein 1-like. Gene Ontology annotation, molecular function: protein binding. Lineage: Eukaryota; Metazoa; Arthropoda; Insecta; Blattodea; Kalotermitidae. Bases 221 to 748 code for a protein of 175 amino acids. The record is from RefSeq and is a predicted model, not a curated record. The transcript is spliced from 4 exons. Gene Ontology annotation, cellular component: ubiquitin ligase complex; cytoplasm.
UUAACUAUGGGAUUGUCUAUAUGGUCUAUAUCGUCUGUGUAUUCGGUGAACCGUGUGUUGUUUAUUCGUGUGAUCUCUGGCCAAUAACCGUCGUGGAAGGUUUGAUCGGUUUGAUAGCGAAAGGAAGGGUGGAGGAAAGGGAAAAGUGUGUUUAUUGUGGCGUAAAUGGUGGGCUGAAUUGAAAUAACUUAGACAAAGUUAUUGUGAACGUAGUGUUAUUAUGGAUGCGAAUGAUUUGUUUUACAGUUGUAAGAGAGGAGAUCUGAAUAGAAUAGAGUACCUUGUAGAACAGAAGGAAGUGAAUCUCAAUGUCCGUGACAAAUGGGAUAGCACCCCCCUGUAUUAUGCUUGCUUGUGUGGCCACAUUGAUAUCGUACAGUAUCUGUUGGCUAAUGGAGCUAGGUGUGAAGCAAAUACAUUUGAUGGUGAACGUUGUUUAUAUGGAGCAUUAACAGAUCAAAUUAGAAGAAUGCUGUUGAACUAUAAAAUUGUCACAAGUCACACGAUGCGGAGAGAUUUGUAUGAUGAAUUUUUGAGGAGACUUCUGGAGACUGGAGAGCUGAGCGAUGUGACAUUUGUAGUGCAUGGCAGCACUUUCCACGUUCACAGAUGUGUGUUGGCAGCAAGAUGUGUCUAUUUUUGUAAGAAAUUUGAAACGAAGUGGAAGAACAGACAUGUCAUCAGUAUUAGAAAUAAUCUGGUAAGGUGUGCCGAAAAGUUGCUGUUUCUUAACCUAAAGAAUUUCUAAUGCAGAAUCUUUCUC